Lactuca saligna is the source of this 2613-nucleotide messenger RNA. NCBI's taxonomy places the organism in Eukaryota, Viridiplantae, Streptophyta, Magnoliopsida, Asterales, Asteraceae. The record is from the annotation of a GenBank genome assembly.
AUGUUUCGCUUCUGUUUACAACUCUUUUCUUUCUUUCUCCUAUUCUCCACCACCAUCACCGCCGCACAACCAUACAAAGCCACCGAUAACUUCCUCCUCGACUGCGGUUCAUCUUCCACCACCGCCGUAACUUCCGGCCGGAGAUGGGAUGGCGAUGAGGAUUCUAAAUUCAUACACUCCAACACCGCCGCCACCUCCUUUUCAUACACACCUUCCUUCCAAGAUCCUUCAGUCUAUCAAAUCCCUUACACCACUGCUCGUAUCUUCAACAGAUCUUCAUUCACCUACAGGUUUCCGGUGUCCCAAGGCCCAAAAUUUCUCCGCCUCUAUUUCUACCCCGCGAUCUACUCCGACCUCAACGCCGACGAAUCUUUCUUCUCCGUUACAUCCAACGGUUACUCUCUUUUGACCAACUUCAGCGCUUCCCUAACCGCCUCCUUUCUCUCCAAAUCAGGUCCCAAAGUUUCCAGCUUUAUCAAAGAAUUUAUCAUCCAUGUCAAAGAUAGCCAGAGCCUCAACGUUACAUUUACCCCAUCACCCAAAUCGUUUGCUUUCAUCAACGGUAUUGAAAUUGUUUCUAUGCCGGAAAAUCUUUAUUACAUAGGUAACAACUUCAAAUCCGUGGGUACAAAUUCAGCACCUGGUAUUCAUGACCAGACAGCUCUUGAAAAUAUUUACCGGCUAAACGUCGGUGGGGCACAAAUUUCUGCAAAUGAUGAUACCGGUAUGUAUCGAUCAUGGGAUGCAGAUGAUCAUUACCUAUACCCCUCAUCAGCGCUUGGGUUUACACCUAAGACUGAAAUUCCGAUUACGUACACCACGGAGACACCAAACUAUACCGCACCUGAGAUAGUCUAUCAAACCCAAAGGAGCAGGAGCAAUAUCACCGCCGACGUCACCAUGACGUGGAGACUUCCCGUUGAUUCUGGGUUUUGGUACAUGCUCAGGCUCCAUUUUUGCAGUAUUAUACCACAAUACACGUAUAAAGGACAGGUGAUUUUUCAAAUCUUCAUUAAUAAUCAAACGGCUGAGGAUGAAGCCGAUCUAUUCUACUGGACUCCAGGUAGCGGGUAUGCUGUUUUCAAGGAUUACGUUGUGUAUGCCAACAGCCAAGAUCGUGAGGAAAGCAAACCAGAUUUAUGGCUCGCAAUGCAUCCUAAUGAACAAUCUCAAGAAUAUCGUGACUUUUUUCUAAAUGGUUUGGAAGUCUUUAAGCUGGACAUGAUGGGUAAUCUUUCUGCCCCCAACCCAGAACCUAGUUCUACAACCCCACCACCACCGGCGUCGUCGACAUUCGGCGGAACAAGGAACAAGAAGAAUACCCCAUAUGCCGUGAUAAUUGGAGGUGUUGUGGGAGGGUUAGUCGUGUUGACUGUAUUAGUUCUUAUAGUUUUACUCCAACGCAGGCGAGUGAAACACUAUGCUACCGCCGACGACAAGUCAUCGUGGGGCCCAGCUGAUCAUAGUGAAUCAAAAUCUACAAAGUCUAGCCAUUCAACGCUUCCAUCAGAUCGUUGUCGUCGUUUUUCACUUACGGAAUUAAAGGUAGCUACAAAUGAAUUUGACGACAGUUACAUCAUCGGAAACGGAGGGUUUGGUAAGGUUUAUAAAGGGUACUUGGACAAUACUACAACCACCGUAGCAAUCAAACGACUAAACCAAUCAUCAAGCCAAGGUUUACAUGAAUUCCGUACAGAAAUCGGGAUGCUGUCAAAAUUACGUCAUGUGCAACUAGUCUCCCUGAUCGGAUACUGUGAUGAUGAAGGAGAGAUGAUACUGGUGUAUGAUUACAUGGCUCAUGGGACUCUUCGGGAACAUCUUUACAAAACAAAAAAGUCACAUUUGUCAUGGGAAACACGUCUCAAUAUUUGCAUUGGAGCAGCCAAAGGUUUGCAUUAUCUUCACACAGGAGCAAAUCGUUCGAUUAUUCAUCGGGAUGUGAAGUCGACAAACAUUUUACUCGAUGAAAACUGGGUCGCAAAGGUGUCGGAUUUCGGGUUGUCGAAGCUAGGACCUAGAGAUCAUCAAGAACAAAACCACGUUAGCACAGUGGUGAAAGGUAGCAUCGGGUAUGUGGAUCCUGAAUACUAUCGAACCCAGCAUCUAACAGAUAAAUCCGACGUGUACUCGUUUGGGGUUGUUCUUCUUGAAGUAUUGUGUGCUAGACCUGUAAUGAUUCCAUCGCUUCCUAGAGAACAAGUGAGCUUGGCGGAAUGGGCGAAAUUAUGUUACCGGAAUAAGGCGACGCUGGAACAGAUAGUUGAUCCGAAAGUGAAGGGUGAGAUUGCGCCGGAGUGCUUGAGGAAGUUUGGGGAGGUAGCACUUAACUGCUUGAAAGAGCAAAGAAGCGAGCGACCAACCAUGGAAGAAGUUGUCUGGGAUCUGGAGUUUGCAUUGCAGUUACAAGAAAGUGCUGCGAAAAGAGGUGGCGAUGUGGUGUCGGAUAAUCAAGAACUUCCGUUUUUAAUGCAUGUUGAGCCAACUACAACCGACGAUGAAGUGUUUUCGGGAUCAAGUGCAAUAAGAAAUGGUACAUCGUCGAUUAGCAGCAGCUUCGAAGGGUUCAAGUCAGAGACAGUUUUCUCCGAGAUGCAGAAAUCAACAGGACGGUAG